UUAAAACCUGCCAUCAACAACAACCAGCCCCGUCAGUUGUUUAUCGUUCAGUGGGACAUAUUGAUCAAUUGGAAAGAGUUAUAAUACAUUAAAUAAAUUAGAAACCCGUUUACUUAAUCAUGAUUCGAUAUUCAUUUAAAUUUAGUUGGCUAAUUACGCUUCAGUUUGCACUUCUUCGUGUUAACUUUGCGAAUAGUGUUAGUUUGGUUGAAUCAUUUAAUGCAGGCUACGGCCAUGUAAUGCAGCCGAGUUCUCAACAGCGUGAAAGUCAGCUAAAGAUUGUAAAUGAAUGGAAAUAUUUAGACUUUGAAUAUCCAACUUUUGUCGAACGCCAACAAGCCAUUAUGAAUGGAGACUUUAUACCGAAAAAUAACCUUCCUCUUGGCAUUGACAUUGACGUGCAAAAAAACCGACUAUUUAUUACUACGCCUCGUUGGAAAGACGGCGUACCCGCAAGUUUAAGUACGAUUCCGUUCCCGACGAGGGAAUUAAGUCCAGCAAUUAAACCAUAUCCAGAUUGGAAAGCUCAUGGAAAUCCAUAUAAUCCAGACUGUUCUAAACUGAUAUCGGUAUAUCGCACUACCGUAGACUCAUGUAACCGACUCUGGCUUAUUGACUCUGGUAUUGUUAAUGCCACAAUCAACAUUAAUCAAAUUUGCCCGCCGAAAAUAGUUGCUUUUGAUCUAGACACAGACCAAAUGAUCGUUCGAUAUGAUUUGCCUAAAUCGCAGGUUAAAGAGGAUUCUCUGCACUCCAAUAUCAUUGUUGAAGUGGGGGAGCGCUGCGAAGACGCACAUGCAAUUGUAGCAGACGUAUGGCGGUUUGGUCUCGUUGUUUAUAGCUUGGCGAAGAAUAGAAGCUGGCGAGUCACUAACUACAAUUUUGCACCAAAUCCAGUGGCUUCUGACUUUAAGGUAUAUGGAUUGAACUUUCAAUGGCUGGAUGGUGUGUUUGGGAUGAGUAUAGCUUAUGAUCUUCAGAGUAAGCAGCGUGUGCUUUAUUUUCAUCCAAUGGCUAGUUUUAAGGAAUUUAUAGUAUCGACCGAGCUCUUGCUAACCGAAUCAUUAUGGGAAACUAAUAGUCAGGACAACGCCCAAUAUUUCUUUUCAAUUGGUGAUCGCGGAUACAAUGGUCAAUCCUCCACAUCUGGUAUUGCUAGAAAUGGUGUAAUGUUCUAUACACAAGUUCACCGAGAUAACAUUGGCUGCUGGGACACAGCCAAACCAUAUACGAGGGCCAAUUUGGGAAUGGUCCUCGAUCCGGAUGUCUCCCCAACGCUCAUUCAGUUCCCUAACGACUUGAAGGUGGACGAUGAAAAAAAUCAAAGCGUGUGGAUAAUGAGCAAUCGCUUGCCCAUUUACUUAUAUAGCCAAUUGGACUAUUCAGAAAUAAAUUUCCGCAUUUUAAAGGGUGAUGUCAACAUGAUGAUUAAUAGCACUAUGUGCAAUCCAGUCAACAUAUACGGUAAUGGAUCUAAAUCUGCUAUAGUUUCAAUAGAGGAAGGACAAUGCUAUUAAACAACCUCGAGUUUAAUUUAAUAAAAAUAUAAAAGAAAACAAAAUAAACGUAAAUAUGUACAUUCUACAUACAUAUGUUUUUACGAGAUUUUAUGCAUUUUAAAGAUGCUUCACAUUAUUUAGAAGGCAAUUAUGCAGAUUUUCGUUAGUGAAUUUAUCUGCCUUUGAUAUUAAGAUAUGCAUACAUAAAUAUUUACUUGCUCAGAUUAUUUGCUUACCCGCUCGUAUAAAUAUAUUAAUAUUUGCA
Molecule: messenger RNA, 1764 nt
Organism: Drosophila obscura
Lineage: Eukaryota; Metazoa; Arthropoda; Insecta; Diptera; Drosophilidae
Gene: yellow-h
Product: protein yellow
Exons: 3
Coding region: 120-1517 (465 amino acids)
Cellular component (GO): extracellular region
Source: RefSeq, a predicted model, not a curated record